AUGACCAAGCUGUUGGAUCUUCCAACUGAGCUGCUCCUCCUCGUCCUCUCGCACUUCAACCGUUUCAUGUACAAGGACGAGCUCCAAGCCCUCUGUCUAUCCUCCAAGCGUCUCUACUCAAUUGCUCAACCAUUCCUCUACCGCGACUUUGUUCGUGAAGUUAACUGCCAGUGUUGCCACAAAGCUGGUACGCCACCAGGACGCAUUGUACCCUUAGUCCUUUUCACCCGAGCCUUGAUCUCUCGUCCAGACCUCGCCUCUUGUGUACGUAGUGCGGCUUUUGAUAACUCAGAAGACGCAUAUGAUGAUGAGGAUGUCCGCGAGGUGGAUUUUGAUGCCGAUACAUUCAAAGUGCUCGCUGCCGGGUUUCAACAGCUUUCUGGUAUCUGCAGAGCUCGUUUGUUUAUGGAAGCAGCAGCUAUGAGGUCCAACCCGUAUAUGGUCGUUUUGGCGUCUAGUAUGCCAAAUCUAGAGCACUUGAAAUUAACUCUUGGAGAAGAGGGACUAUAUGACCUUGAGCCACUAUUUACCCAAUGGCACUCUAAUAGCCCCGCUCAGCCAUACCUAAGAAACCUGAAGUCCGUUGUGAUAAGAGACUUGACCCUUACCGAGUCUGAAUCCAUGGUCGACCUCGACUAUAUCCUGGAACUACCCCAUCUAGAGGAGUUCACGUUAAUAAAUCUCAAUGGAGACGCCGAGGGCUGUCCACUGUUCGAAAUAGAGCCAGAAUCCCUAAACAUCUCGUCUCUGUCACUCCUAGAGGCUUCUCUCGAUACUGAAAGUCUCACUGCAAUAGUGGAAGGGUGCAGAUGCCUCAAGCACUUCAGCUACUAUGGGUGCAACUACGACGGCAACAGUAUCGAAGGAUCAAGUCAAUUCGGUCCUUCCGAGCUUGUAUCGAUUCUUUUCUCGCAAAAGGAUAACAUUAAGACACUCAAAUGCAAUCUUGAUUGGGACCACAUCCAUCCCACUCGUUGGAGUAGGUGCUCGAAAUACGGCUCCUUUGCGUCUUUCAAAAACCUCGUCCAUCUCGAGGUCGAUCAGUACCCCUACACUCCAAGGCAAGAGCUUCCGAAGUCCCUCCACUGCCUUACAAUCAGAAAUAUCAGUUUCUCCGUACUCGAUACGGUCGGAUCGCUAAAUAUGCGUACUGUGGAUGUUCCCAUGUACAGACUUACCAAUGAACUCCCGAAUCUCAAAUUUGUUACCUUGCAACCCCGAGAUGACAUCCCAAAUGGAAUGUUAGGAAUAAACAGCCGGUAUGACCAUACAGAAGUUUAUGACGACCCCAAUGUUCUGUCGAAAUUCGCUGUCGCAUGCGAGAGGCUCUGGGCUAUUGUGAAAGAAUGUUCAUUCGUUGUUCGAAUUGACCACCAGGUGUGGAUGGAGUUCUGGUUGAACCACUAA
This is a messenger RNA of Aspergillus puulaauensis, 1407 nucleotides long. RefSeq lists its product as uncharacterized. Bases 1 to 1407 code for a protein of 468 amino acids. The record is from RefSeq and is a predicted model, not a curated record. NCBI's taxonomy places the organism in Eukaryota, Fungi, Ascomycota, Eurotiomycetes, Eurotiales, Aspergillaceae. The transcript has a single exon.